Molecule: messenger RNA, 580 nt
Organism: Linum trigynum
Lineage: Eukaryota; Viridiplantae; Streptophyta; Magnoliopsida; Malpighiales; Linaceae
Source: the annotation of a GenBank genome assembly
GCCUAAAACACAAAACAAACCCAAAUCAAAUUCAAUUCAUAUUCUAACAGUAUCCCUCGUCAUGGAUGAAACCCUACUACCGACAUGGGAAACCUCUUUCACCUGGUGGUCUGUUGUGGUUCAUGUGCCUCCUGGCAAGUCCAAACUGGCGCUGAUGGUUUUUGGUAGGAUUGAUGACGAAGAUGGACAAGUGAAGAGUAAGGGCAAGGAUGUUGCAAUGGUUUGGAGGGAUGGUGAUGAAAAAUGGACGGUACAUACAAGCCCAAGCGAGCUAGUAGGAGUAGAUGCAUUGCGGUGUGAACUCCAACUCGUUGUCCACCCAGGUAAGAUUUAUGGCUACAAGGGUUAUGCUGAGCUGGAUCUCGCUGUGGUUGAAUUAGUAAUGGCGGGGGAAUUUGUAGUGGAGAACAUAGGGGUUAAGCAUCCGCAAUUUUGCAGUCCUGGAUGUGUUGGCUUUGAUGGAGAAUUGGUGGAAUCAUGCGGGGAAUUGUUGUAUAUCGUUCGCUACAUGUAUUCAGCCUCUUGAUUUAAAUUUGCGGUAUGAUUCUUGCACUCCUUUUAAUGAAAAAGAUGCGAACUU